Molecule: messenger RNA, 3692 nt
Organism: Panicum hallii
Lineage: Eukaryota; Viridiplantae; Streptophyta; Magnoliopsida; Poales; Poaceae
Product: disease resistance protein RPM1-like
Exons: 3
Coding region: 215-3052 (945 amino acids)
Biological process (GO): defense response to other organism
Molecular function (GO): ADP binding
Source: RefSeq, a predicted model, not a curated record
CUAAAAAGUUGUCGGUUGUUGCGAUGGGAUCUUUUGGCUGCUAGGGCGUGAGGUGUUGACCAAGCGCGCACUUACGAAAAGCUUGCACUUUGUACUAGCCAAGCACCCAAUUAUUGCUUGGUCCUUCCCAAUCUUCCCCCACUUCUCUGCAUUUCUAGCACACGAAACACAGACCACAGAUGGAUCGCAGAGUGCAGUAGGAGCACAUAGGUCAAUGGAGGUGGUGAGCGCUUCUCAUGGCGUGUUGGGUCCGCUACUGGGGAAGCUCACCUCCCUGCUCGCCGACGAGUGUGCCCGCCUCGAAGGUGUCCGCCGUGAGAUCCGGUCACUCAGAUCUGAGCUGAUCAGCAUGCAUGCUGCAGUCCAGAAGUAUGCCAAGCUGCAAGAUCCUGAUGUCCAAGUGAAGGCAUGGAUAUCGCUGGUGAGGGAGCUGGCCUAUGACACCGAGGAUGUCGUUGACAAGUUCGUCCACCACCUUGGCAACGGCUGCCACAACGGUGGCUUCAAGGAGUUCUUCCGGAAGACUGCUCGCCGACUCAAGACUCUUGGGUCUCGCCGCGGGAUAGCCAACCAAAUUGACGAGCUGAAGGCUCGUGUCAAGGAGGUGAAAGAGCUCAAGAGCAGUUACAAGCUGGAUGAUAUUGCUGGUAGCACCUUUGAGCAUUCCGCUGUGGAUCCCCGGUUGUCUGCGCUUUUUGUCGAGGAAGAACACCUUGUGGGCAUUGACGGUCCAAGAGAAGAUCUUGUCAAUUGGAUGGUGGAAGAGAAAGAUAGCUCGACCAAGAAUCUCAAGGUGUUGUCUAUUGUUGGGUUCGGAGGGCUGGGAAAGACGACGUUGGCCAAAGAGGUCUGUCGCAAGAUCCAAGGGCAUUUUCAUUGUCAGGCUUUCGUCUCAAUCUCUCAAAAGCCGAAUGUGAAGAACAUUAUGAAGGAUCUGAUCUACCAAGUGCCAUGCAAGAAAGAAUUUAAAGAAGAUAUUGACACUUGGGAUGAUAAGAAAUUUAUUGCGAAGCUAAGGGAACUGCUACAAGAUAAGAGGUACCUCAUCGUUAUUGAUGAUAUAUGGUCUGUAUCAGCAUGGGGCACUAUUAAAUGUGCUUUCCCGGAGAAUAACCUUUCUAGCAGAAUUAUAGCCACCACACGAAUUGUUGAUGUAGCAAGAUCAUGUUGUCCGCGUGGUGAUAUUGACCGCAUCUAUGAAAUGGAAGCCCUAAGUGAUCUUCACUCCAAAAGAUUGUUUUUCAAAAGAAUAUUUGGUUCCGAGGACUGCUGCCCUGAUGUGCUAAAACAGGUUUCAAAUAAAAUAUUGAAGAAAUGUGGAGGCCUACCAUUGGCGAUUAUCAGUAUAUCCAGUUUAUUGGCAAACCGACCAGUGGUACAAGACGAGUGGGAGAGGGUCAGAAGGUCUAUUGGUUCUGCACUGGACAAAAACCGAAGCUUAGAGGGAAUGAAUAGCAUACUAUCCCUUAGCUACAAUGAUCUUCCACCUAAUCUUAAGACCUGUUUGUUAUACUUAAGCAUAUUUCCGGAGGACACUGUCAUUGAAAGGGAGAUGUUAGUGAGGCGAUGGAUAGCAGAAGGCUUUAUCUGUGAAGAGCGUGGACAGAGCAAACAAGAGGUUGCCGAGAACCAUUUCUAUGAGCUAAUCAACAGAAGCAUGUUCCAACCAGUGGAAAUUGGCUACGAUGGAAAGGCUCAUGGUUGUCAAGUCCACGACAUGAUGCUUGAGCUCAUCAUUUCAAAAUCGGUUGAAGAUAAUUUCAUCGCUUUCAUGGGCCAUGGGCAGAAUGAUCUGGCAAAUCGCCAUGGUCUUAUACGGCGACUGUCAGUCCAUUACAUUGACCAAGAGCAGGCAUCUGUAUUGGCAAAUGAAGAUUUAAGUCAUGUUCGAUCUCUAACGGUGAUAACAUCAGCUUGCAUCAAACACUUGCCUAGUCUUGCUGAGUUUGAAGCUUUGCGUGUACUAGAUUUUCAAGGUUGCCAAAAUGUGCAAGAGUAUGAUAUGAAUGGUAUAGAUAAACUUUUCCAGCUGAAGUAUUUGAGCUUUAGCCGCACUAACAUGCGGGAGCUACCAUCAGGAAUUGUGAGGCUAUAUGGUCUAGAGACGCUAGAUCUUAGAGAUACAUGUAUCGAAGAGUUGCCACCCGAGAUUGUUCAGCUCAUUAAGCUACAGCAUUUACUUGCGUCCGUUGGGGCUGCAGGUGGAGUGAAGAUACCAAAUAGGAUUGGAAAUAUGAGAAACUUACGGGUGAUCUCAGGCUUUAAUGUUAUCGAGAGUUCAUUAGGUGCGGUGGAGGAGCUGGGGAAUCUGACAGCUUUGUAUGAACUAUAUAUACAUCUGGACGGUGGAGGAUCUCAGGAGUACAAGAGACAUGAAGAGAUGUUACUUUCCUCUCUAUGCAAGCUUGGCGGAUGCAAACUCCAGUCUUUAUCUAUACGUGCUGCCAACUCGAUACCACUCCAGUUCUUAUAUUCUUGGUCCCCUCUGCCAUCUUCUCUCAAAAGUUUUCGUAUGUUCACUCACUAUUAUUUUCCGAAGAUGCCGAAGUGGAUUGCGCCAAAACUCACCCGUCUUGCAUGCCUACACAUUAAUUUAGUGGAAAUAACGGAGGAGGAUCUGCGCAUACUUGGGGAGAUGCGUGCCUUGCUUUCUCUGUUGUUAGCAUGCAAUGGUGCCCAAAAUGAAAGGAUCGUUUUCAGAGGCCAUGCAUUCCCAUGUUUGAAGGAAUUCCACCUUUUUAUUGAUAAUUUUGGUACAAGGCCAACAUAUGUGAAGUUUGAAGAAGGGGCGAUGCCAAAGCUCGAGAAGCUUCACGUGCCAUUCUUUGUGUCAGUGGCAAAAGCUUAUUAUGGGUUUAGCUUAGGUAUUAACCAUCUCCCAUGUCUGAAACAUGCUGAUGUUAUACUUGACAAUAUACACGCGACAUCUUCCGAAAGCAAGGCUGCAGUGGCUGCCAUAAGGACUGAAGCAAAUGCCCACUCCAAUCAUCCCAGGGUAUUGAUAUAUGGAAAAGGACGCGAAGGGAGUUACACGGAUGAGGAAGAGGGCUAGAUACCUGAGGGAAAUGUUACCAUCACUACAUUUCAUUACCACUGCGAGAGGUGCUGCUCUGCCUUGAAUGAAUGUUGCUGUGAAGCUUCGAACCGACAUUCGUUUUGCCUUUCAGAUGGGAAUACACAUGGCGAACGAAGAAGCUCAAAUAAAGAUGUCUCGGAAGAAGUUGCCCUAAUUGAGUCGCUCUGCUACAUAGCACCCAUUCCGUUUUGUAUCUGAUUUUAUUUCCCCCUUGUUUUGCCUUUCAGAUGGGAAUACACAUGGCGAACGUUGAAUUCAAUAUUUAUUUAUUGUUAAUCCCAUUUGCUACACUCCUCUCAUCUCAAAAAUAAGCUUGUUAUACUAUGCUCAGUAUUCUUGAAUGGUAAUUAUAGUUCCGAAGAGAAUGGUAACUGCAAUUACUUUUUCCGUUGCAGAACGCCCAAAGACCAGGAUAAUUGCUUACUUCGGGAUUCAAGCCAUGUUUGGAUGCGCUCCAACUAAAAUUUAGCUUGCUAAAGUUUGAAGAUCUUUUUAGCAAACUAAAGGUUAUAUUGCUAAACUUUAGCAGGGGCUGUUUGGAUCCCCUUGCUAAACUCUUCUAAGUGAUCAUGAUAUCUAUAUUUAAUUCUCUGCUCCACCCCCACCCUUCGUUUAA